Fusarium subglutinans is the source of this 1881-nucleotide messenger RNA. RefSeq lists its product as uncharacterized. The transcript is spliced from 3 exons. NCBI's taxonomy places the organism in Eukaryota, Fungi, Ascomycota, Sordariomycetes, Hypocreales, Nectriaceae. The record is from RefSeq and is a predicted model, not a curated record. Bases 1 to 1881 code for a protein of 626 amino acids.
AUGGAUGAUAAUAGUUCGAUCCAGUUUCCGUCGCUCAGCGAUCCCAACCUGCCUUCAAGUGACCAAGACAAGCAGCUCUUGGAGCGACUCAAGGAUGCUUGGGAUCGGUAUUCUGACAAAUGGGACGACAAAAGCAAGAGAGAACUCGUUUCCCUUAUCAGAAGAGGAGAAACAAAAAUCACAAAGACAAACCAAGUUCAGCCAAGCGGUCAUCGGCUUUGGAAAGCUGACCACAUGACCUUUGCCGUUUGGAUUAUCUUCCGGAUUACCUACGACGACUACAAGCUCUCCAAGCCAAAGGAAUGGCUUCGUGCCAAAUACAAGAACAUAGACCCGCAGUCUUGGGCAAGCCCUGUGUCCAAAAAGCCAGUCAAGCCUCGAGGAACCAAGGGGGAAAAGGCGCGUUCCUCAGAGGAGAGCCUCGCGUCACAGGAACCCAAAUCUCCUCAGUCGAUUGAGGCUAUGGAUAUCUGUGACAACGAGAGCGAUUAUGACGAUACCCAUGGCGAUGGCACUUAUGAAGAUGACAACAAUGACGGAGAUGAUCAAGAUGAAACAAAUGGCAAGACGGUGACCCGAAGUAGGUUCAAGGCAGUAAACGUUCCUGAGCCAAGUCGAGAUCUAUCACGAAAGCGUGGCACUUCAAAUGCCUCUCUCAAUCCCCGCACAAAGUUGCAGAAGUUAGACUUCCCUAGAACUCCAUCAUCGGCUGAGGCAGCCCGUCUACUCGAGGCCUCCGAUCACCCAGCGGCACCCGUAGCCGAUAGCCAGGCUCGUUCUCGUACUCUAAAGUGGAAAAAUAAGCUCCACGAACAUAGGGAUUCUGGGCGUGGUCUGAAGCAGAAUCGACCUGCAUUCAACCGCACCUCUUCGGCCGGCGACCAGGCCUUCCGCUUACCUGUAACUCCUUCGCGCCAGUGGGCUAGAAGCCAGGAACGAAGCUCACGCCUAAGUGCUCCUGUUGUUUCUUACGAGAAGGUAAAUGAUCAGAGUGUUUCAGAUGAUCCUAGAGAUCGUCUGCUGUUUCGUGAGCAUUCAACUCAAAGCGACCAUGCGAGAGCCAAGUUCGGGUUGGUAGACCAGCGUUCUGGCGAGUCUGGCGCUUCAACACAACGUCUGCCGCGGUCAAUUGAGGGCAGAGGCAACAUUUCCACUAUGGCUCCCCAGGGUUCCUCUGACUCUUUCGUGUUCUCAUCGAGUUCUCGUGAAAAAGAACACUCGCGUACUGGAGAACGGCUACCUCUUCGUCUCACCACCCGUGAGUCUCUUGGAACUCCUGGCGACGUAUCCACACAACAGCCAUACGGUCUUCGACAACUCCCUCUUGACGACCCUGAUGAGCCAUCUUGGUUCCGUCAAUUUAGAACACAGUAUUAUUCUGACUUGAAGGAGACCCGCGAAGGGAUCGCAUACCACAUCAAAAGGCAGGUCACAGGUGUCGUUUUCCAGGCGGUUCAUGAUCUCAUCCAACCGCUGAGUAAUUCUAUCACUCAGUGUGUAGAUACUCUGGCGAAGCACAACGCCAAUACCGCAGGAGCAACAGGGCACAUCGGCCAGGCAGUUUCAGCAGUUAAGGAACUCAGAGACAUGAAGCAGAUCCUAAGCAACAUCGUGGAUACAAGUCGAGUACAGCUGGAAGCCUCCCAGAGGGAGGGAGCCGCGAUCCAGGGGCUGGUGCUGCCAGCCAUAACUGAAUAUCGGAAGGAUAUCGACGAUCUUGUGCAACGUACUACAUCAAUCGAAGAACGCACAUCAGAUGUCGAGGAGUAUCUGGAGCUUCAGCUCGCCUACAGGGGUGGCGAUUCAACCCGCAACGCUCCGCAGGUAUAUGAGAACAAUCACCAUGCCUUUGGAAAUCACGAGAGCACGGGAGGAGAAUAA